AUUUGAGUCGAGUGUGUGUGCUAGAAAAAGUUGGUAGCAUUGAUGAUAACUUAUUUAUUGAUGUGGUGAUGGUCUUCCUCUAUGAUAAAGAUUCCCCGAGGCAGCAAAAAAGAAAAAGCAUGAGCUGCAAUGGUUGCCGAGUCCUCCGCAAAAGAUGCAGCGAGAGGUGCAGCCUGAGAUCCUCCCUGAACUGGAUCGAUUGUCCGCAUGCACAGGCCCAUGCAACUCUCUUCCUGGCUAAGUUCUUCGGCCGUAGCGACCUCAUGUUUUUCAUCUCCUCCGUCCCACUAAACAACAGACCCGCGCUCUUUCAGUCUCUUCUGUUUGAAGCGUGCGGACGGACCGUUAAUCCCGUUAACGGUGCCGUCGGACUCCUGCUGAGCGGUAACUGGCACGUGUGCCAGGCCGCCGUCCACACGGUGCUCGCCGGAGGCGUUCUCCGGCCGCUGUCGGAGGUUGUGGCGCCAUCAGAAAGCAUGUUCUCUCAUCAGUUCCAGUCUCUGGCGUCAGAUUCUUUGAAGAGAAGCAGCGAUGCAACAGCACCGGUUAUGUCGACCAUGGUUUCUGGAGAAUCAGAGAUUUGCAGCAGCGACGAUGGGAAAAAGCUUUUGAAUCUGUUCGUCUAGUUAUUUGAUUAUGAGCGGAGAGGGAGAUUCACUUCUCCUACGUACCUUGAAUGCUCGGGGCAAGAACAAGCUAAGUUGGAAUAACAACAACCUAAUUAAAGAGAAUGCCUUUCGAUAUUCUAGUUCCAUAAUUUUUGAGGCAAUACUAAUAUUAUUAUAUAUUUACUUUCUUUUUUUAAUUUCAUUUCUCAUUACAUCAUCUAUUACAUAUAUCAUCUUCUCUCA
Glycine soja is the source of this 851-nucleotide messenger RNA. Its product is annotated as LOB domain-containing protein 39-like. Gene Ontology annotation, biological process: regulation of gene expression. The transcript is spliced from 2 exons. NCBI's taxonomy places the organism in Eukaryota, Viridiplantae, Streptophyta, Magnoliopsida, Fabales, Fabaceae. Bases 69 to 626 code for a protein of 185 amino acids. The record is from RefSeq and is a predicted model, not a curated record.